Cyprinodon tularosa is the source of this 6865-nucleotide messenger RNA. RefSeq names its product calsyntenin 2a (gene clstn2a). Lineage: Eukaryota; Metazoa; Chordata; Actinopteri; Cyprinodontiformes; Cyprinodontidae. Gene Ontology annotation, molecular function: kinesin binding; amyloid-beta binding; X11-like protein binding. The record is from RefSeq and is a predicted model, not a curated record. Gene Ontology annotation, biological process: positive regulation of synaptic transmission; positive regulation of synapse assembly; homophilic cell-cell adhesion. Gene Ontology annotation, cellular component: cell surface; postsynaptic membrane. The transcript has 18 exons. The coding region runs from base 108 to 2969 and encodes 953 amino acids.
AUCCGUCGCGCGACCCGGCCAGCUGAAGAGCCUCGCGCUCCAGAGGAGAGACAGGACUAGAAGAGAGAAGAGCAGGCGAAGACACCUCACUCUCAGCUCCGUAGAAGAUGCAGAUCCUCAGGGUCCAGGUUGUGCUGCUCUGGCUGCUUUCGGACAGCUCCUGCGCACUUGGUGGGAAAGUCAACAAGCACAAGCCUUGGAUAGAGACUUCCUACCAUGGAGUGAUUACAGAGAACAUGGAGACAGUGCUGCUGGACCCUCCUCUAGUAGCUCUAGACAAGGAUGCCCCAGUUCCUUAUGCUGGGGAGAUUUGUUCCUUUAAGAUCUUUGGUCAGGACGCCCCUUUUGAGGCAGUGGUGUUGAAUCGCACAUCAGGCGAAGGAAUCUUAAGAGCUAGCAGCCAUGUGGAUUGUGAGAAUCAGAAGGAGUACACCUUUAUCAUCCAAGCUUACGACUGCGGUGACGGGCCCAGUGGAGCUAACUGGAAAAAGUCUCACAAGGCUGUGGUUCACAUUCAGGUAGAUGAUGUCAAUGAAUUCAGCCCUGUGUUUAGAGAGUCACUCUACAAGGCAUCAGUGACUGAAGGCAAAAUCUACGACAGCAUCUUACAGGUGGAAGCCUGGGAUCAGGACUGUUCACCACAGUACAGUCAAAUCUGCAACUAUGAAAUUGUCACUGGGGGAACACCAUUUGCCAUAGAUCGAAAUGGUAAGUUUACCAUUGGUAACAUCAGAAACACAGAGCGACUCAGUUAUGAAAAGCAGCAGAGCUACAGGAUUAUGGUAUCUGCCUUUGACUGCGGUCAGAAGAAAGCCAAAGAGGAUGUGGUGGUACAUAUUGAAGUCAAGCCUGUCUGCAAACCAGGAUGGCAAGGCUGGAACAAGCGAGUGGAUUAUGAGCCAGGGACUGGAAGCAAACAACUUUUUCCCAAGAUGCACCUGGAAACAUGUGGAGGGCCCUUGUCCGGAGUAAAGGCCAUGGUGGAGCUGCAGACAAAUCACAUUGGAAAGGGCUGCGACCGUGAAACUUACUCUGAAAAGUCUUUGCAGAAACUGUGUGGUGCAGCAUCAGGCAGCACCGACCUCCUUCCUGCCCCCAGCCCCUCGGCAAAUUGGACCGCAUCUCUUCUCACUGACAGUGGACGUGAAAGCGACCUCAUCUACAGGUUUGACGGGAACCAGGCUGCAAAUGUUCCAGAUCACGUGGUGCCCCAGAACUUGACAGACCAGUUCACCAUAGCAACAUGGAUGACACAUGGACCAAGUCCAGGACUUAGAGCUGCAAAGGAAACCAUACUGUGCAACUCUGACAAGACAGAGAUGAACCGCCACCACUACUCUCUGUAUGUUCACAACUGCCGGUUGGUGUUCCUGCUGAGAAGAGAUUUCACACAGAUCGACACUUACCGGCCCGCUGAGUUCCACUGGAAACUGGAGCAGAUCUGUGAUAAGGAAUGGCAUUACUAUGUGAUCAAUGUGGAGUUUCCUGCAGUGACACUCUUCGUAGAUGGUGUGACCUAUGAGCCGUACCUGGUGACGGAUGAUUGGCCGAUCCAUUCCUCCAAGAUUGAUACGCAGCUGACUGUGGGUGCCUGCUGGCAAGGCGGUGAGGUGGUAACACCGAGGUUCACUCAGUAUUUCCAUGGCAGCCUCUCAGGUCUGACGAUUCGACCGGGCCGCAUUGAAACCCAGAAGGUUAUCUCCUGCUUGCAGGCCUGCAAAGAAGGCCUUGAUAUUAACUCCCUUGAAAGCCUUGCUAAGGAUAUAAAGUUUCACUUUAACCCAGCCCAAUCAGUGUUGGUGUUGGAAGGAGAGGACGUGGACAGCAUCAAUACGGCCAUGACGAAGGUCUCCUACAUCAACUCUCGCCAGUUCCCCACGCCAGGCCUCAGACGGCUGCACAUCUCCACGUCUGUACAGUGUUUUGGAGAGGACACCUGUGUCUCCAUCCCAGACAUCAAGGCAAUGGUUAUGGUGCUGCCACCAAGUGAACCCACAAUCACCAUUUCAGGAUCCAAGCAGCUUGUCAGACCAGCCAGUGACCUCCGCAGCCCGCUGGGUGUGGCGCCCUUCAAAGAGCUUCGGAUCACUAGUACAGUAAUGAAGGGCGACAGCUUUGGAGGAUUCCACCGACCUGGGGUGAUGGAGCUAAUGCAUAACCUGGACUACUGUGAUGUGCUUGUUAUCGGAGAGGAGUUGGAACCAGAGAGAGAGAGCCUGGAGAUUCACCACAGUGCUUUACUGGGAAAACACCUUGAUGCCACCAAUUCCACCUCUGGAAUAUCAAUAUAUGGUGUGGACUCCAUGGCCCACUAUGAGCAGGUUCUCAGACAGUUACGCUACAGAAACUGGAGACCUGCCUCUCUAACAGAGAGAAGGUUCAGACUAACCUGCUCUGAACUCAAUGGACGUUACACAAGUAAUGAGUUUAAUCUGGAGGUCAGUGUUCUUCACCACACAGCACCCAUGGAACAUGUCAAUCAUAUGGCUGCACAGGCUCAGUACAUGAGACCCGUCCAUCACCCGCUAAUGAUUCACUCACUUAACUCACACAUGUCAGGUCCAGCUCCUCCUGCAGCCACAGUUGUAAUUGUGGUGUGUAUCGCCGCCCUUGUGAUCAUCGUGGUGAUCGGGAUCUACAGGAUCCAUGCCGCACAUCAGGAGGGGUCCAGAGAUGAUGAGGAUGAAAUUAAAGAUCCAGAGUCAGACUGGGAAAGCUCUGGACUCAACAUCACUGUCAAUCCCAUGGAGGACAUAAGAGGACCCCAGGCGCACGGAAAAGCUGUGAGAGGAGAAGAAUGUGAGGAGGAGGAUGAUGAAGAUGAUGCUGAGUUGGUGGGAGGCAUGACGAUGGUUGAAUCAGACAGCAGUGAUGAAGAGGAAGAGGAGGAAAAUAAGGGAAGAGGAGAGGUUAAUGGGAGGAAGCAGAAGGGAAAACCUGAGUGGGACAGUUCAUGUGGAACAUACUAAGCACACACACACGUACACACACAUUUCUACACACACACACACACAGUGGUUUUAUCUCUUCCAAAAACAUGCACACCUACACUCUUAGUCAGCUACAACACACAGACAAACACACAGACAUUUAAAUUCCCUAAUCAAAUAAAUUAGAAUCUUUUGCUGGAAAAAUACACAGAAUCCUCCCAUGUUGCAGUUUUUAAAGAAAUGUCGCCAUCUGCUGGGCAAAGGGAAACAUUCGUCACCAUUCAGUCAGCAGCAGUUCCAGUGCUGGAAAUCAUUAAGUGUUUUUCAUUAUUCACAGCACAUUCAGUGAGUUAGAUCAUUUAUCAACACAUUAAAAAGCACAUGUGUCAUUUCACCAUCAUUUCGUGUGCAGACUGUCUGAGUUUUUCUUUGAAAACAUAAAAUAAACCUAACCUCUUGUCCCUACAUUUAGUGCAGUGUAUCGCAAAAGGAUUUAGUAGUUGAACUUUUCCACAUUUCAAUAUGUUACGACCACAAACAUUAAAGUUUUCUUCUGGAAUAAUGUCUGGUUGACCGUCAUAAAGUUCUGGAUAAUAUUAGAAUGGAAAAACAUGAAUGCUUUUUCAUAUUAAAAUCUGAAAAACAUUCCUCUUAACUUGCAGGCAGCCUCCCUGAGUCAAUACAUUUCUAGAAAAAUCUUUUUGCUGCAGUUUCAGUUGGGCUAGGGCCUUAUCUUCCAGGAUUCUAAAUAAAGUGCACUAAAUUGCACAUGCAAGAAUGGUGUGUGGUGCAUAAUUUACAAAGAUUGCUGCACAAAUAUUAAGAUUUGCAAACUGGUUUGGUUAAGCCCAUAAAAAUGAGCAGAUUGCAUGCUGGGCCAUUCUAACACAUGAAAAGGCUUUGGUGUAAAUGACUCUACUGUAGCUCUAGCUGUUAUAAUACACGUCAUUGUCUCCCUGGAGGUUAAAAACACCUACAUUUCUGUCCUUUUGCAGACUCUAACUGUUUUUUCUUUCCUUAUUUUAAUCGAGAUUCAUCUUCCAAGCAAUGAUUACCACUCUCUCUGUUCUUCCUGAUGCAAAGUAUCCCCAAAGCAUUAUACUAUACCCACUAUGUUUUCCCUGGUGUGCUCAAGCUGAUAUGCUAUACUGUAGAAGUUUUUCUCUGUUUAUUUUGUAUUAGAUAGAAAGUUUAACUCUGGUCUUACUUAGCCUUAGGACAUUUUAGGACAUCUUUAGAAAUAACUUAGGAAUAAAGUUGACAGUAAACAAGCUUAUCAGUUUUCUUCCUUAAACCUGAUAAGCUUAUUUUUAGGACUGAAAACUAACAGGUGUAGAAUGAUCUGGAAAAAACCUAAGUAGCCUACUUAGAAAUGAAGGAUGAGACCUGAUUUGAUGAGGAACUAGGCACAAAGACUAUGACCAUAUAACAAUAUUUGCUUCUUUACUAAACUAUUUCUAUGGGCACAAAUUGUAAAUAAAACCGUAAACUCAGCUUAAUCCAUUAAGCGUUCACAAAUAUUAUUGUUUACAAGUAAGCAGAGAAAAAAACACUUUCUCAUCCAUAAAUGUAUUAAUAUACAAUAUCCAUACAGAUAAUGUUUGCCCAGCACUAUCUUAAUAAACAGACACAUAUCACCAGAUUCUCCCUCCUGAGCUAAGGUUCUCUGCAGCUCCUCCAGCUUUCUCCAUAACUAAAUGCUUUUGCCUACCCUUUACAUUUAUGCGCUACUUUGGGUUAGUAAAUACCUCCUUGCUCCCCCCCAAAAAAAUGUAUUAAUUAAUUAAUAAGUACAUACAAGUUUGUGGUUGCAACAGGACAAAGCAUGAACAAAUUUACUGUCUCUAAAUACUUAAGCAAUCCUUUCUGAUUCCUUUUCUAUUGUCUUUCUAACCAGACAGUCUGUAAUUCAGAUGUAUCCAUACAUGUAUUCACGGGUUAAUAUAUGCAUUAACAUUUUAGACAGAAAUAAUAACUGGAUCUAGAUAUUCUGUACGGCUUAGCGAUGUUGUUGCUCAGUGUUUAUCAUCCUCGACUGUUGGCUCGCACUUCCUUCCUCUCCAUAAGCAGUGCUAUGGUUCUGUGGGCUGCACAUUAAAAAAAAAAAGGUUUCUCUCAUUAAAAAUAUUUCUCAUUUGCUGUGCAUUGCAUACGAUUUACAUGCAGUGAAUGAUAGAUUAUGUAUUGCAGGUAAUUCUCUCUCUGAAUAGUGUCUUUUUAUGACACCGGGUUACUGUGUACAACUUAAAACUACUAUGUACAUUUUACCGAAACCGAUCUAAUAAUCAUUAUUUCCUGUUUUGGUAUGAGCAACAUGUCAGCUGAAAUUAUAAAUUAAACAAGACUUCCAGAUGGAAAAGCAGUACUUCCAGGCCUCAUCAUCAUCCAUCACCCCCCUGCAGUAAGGUUGAACCCUAACAAGCGUUGAAAGAUUUUUAUUUUUGACUUGGAUUGAGUUUAAAGGAAAUAUGUAAAAGUAAAAUUUACUUCUUAGAGUAAGUGAGGGGAUGAUCUGCAGUCAUGACUGAGAGGUAACCAGCCUAGCUAUCUCUCUGUAUCAUGUGUGUUUUGUUUUCAGCCUGCAGUGAUCAGAAGUUUUCACACACUGACCGGUAUUAUAAAUAAUACAUUUAACUCUGUACUUACAGCCUAAAUAGUUAAAGAUUGCUACAAACAGGCUUGAAUUGGAAGGCAGACAGACUUUUAGUUUUUUGAAGAUGUUUCCACAGCUAUCCAGGAUUUUUUGUCAAUUCUGUUGGCUCGCACCAGAGCAAUCUCUUAUUGGAAUGCUGAUGUAUUGCAGCAGCAUGGAGGUCCAUCCUUCUGCACACAUUCCAAGUCAGAUGCAAAUCAAAUAGCCGUCCUUUGUUCUUCUGAAAUGUUGGAGCCUUUUGUUGUGCAUGGGCUAUGUGAUUGGCCUUUUGAAUCAUAAUAAGAGGCUAGUAUAAUAUUGUUUUCUCAGCAAGUUGCAGAUAAAAUACAAACAUGUUGUAGCCAUUAAAAAGCUUCCAGUUUAAUUCGCCCUGCCUGCAUAUUCAACCUCCCUGCCCCCUGAAAAAAACACCUCAAAUAAAUCAUAAUGGCCAAAUAAAAAGUAAAUAUAAAUUAGUGACCAGAAUAAACAAUAACAUCAUGGAUUUUCCAUCCAGCAAUUAUUAUAAUUACACUUUAUAUGCUUCACUGGCUCUCAGUCUUACUCAGCAAGGAGUGCAGCUUUGAUAUUUCUAAAGUUACUGAUGCUUGUUUAAAGGGGAAAAUGGAUGUUAACAUCUUUGGACAGUUUGCGUCUCAAAAAGUCCAUUUGGCUUUGAAAAUUGUUUUUGUUUUAAAUAAGGAGCAACCCACAGAACACAUUAGGCAUCUGUUUUUUGAAGGAGUAACCCUGCAUUACAGUGAACCUCUUCUUUGAAAUCCAUGAUGUCCCCCAUUUAAAACCUCCAAACUAAACCUAUAGUAAAACACUCUUGUUGUGCAGUCCUCAAUCUGUUUAUAUUCCUGCAGCCACGAGGCAACCAGAUCCAUCCCUUACUAGUGACACAUUUAAACAAUCCUACAGAUUAAGUGUCCAGUAUGUAGAGUUAACCCCACACCGCAGCGGUGGAAAAAGAGCCAGAGCUGCGGUUUGGUUUCUCCUCCUCACCUGUGAUGUGUGCGUUCUUCCUAACAGACAUGUCCAUCUGUCCUUUAAGCACCUGUGAUCGUAACGUCAUCAUUGUAAAACAACUGCCCCGUUUCCUUUGUCAUGUUAUGCUCCUGAAACGUUAAGGAGGUUUUUUGCAUAUAAAAUGAAACCCUGUAAAAAUGUUUAAGACAAUUAUUUUAUAUAUCCGUUUCCUUUUUCUUUUUGUAAACUUAAUAGUUGGGAUUUAUCUCUAUCUAGCGGUCAUCCCACUGCUUUCUGUAUAAUGAUCAAUAAAGACAUGUUUUAGACUCUA